AUGAGUACUCAAACAUAACAAUAAAAAAAGCAAAGAAACAUUCUUCACAUUUGUUUAAGCUCAAUGACAUCUGCUGCAAUAACUAAUUCAAUAUUAGUACCUUUAGAUGUAAUUAAAAUUAGAUUGUAAAAGUCAUCUAUGGAGUAGAAGGUGGGAAAAGUGUCUUUUUUAUCAACUCUUAAACAUAUAGUUAAGCAAGAAGGAGUUAAGACACUGUUUAAUGGCCUCUAGUAUUCAGUUUAUUAAAGUGUUGGAUUUAAUUUAACAAUGUUAUUAGUUUAUGAAAGAUUAUCUCAUUUUGUAGAACAUAAUAUAACAAGCAAUUCUUAUUAUAAACCUCUUAUCACUUCUGUCUUCUCUACAUCAAUUGGCACUACUUUAGCAUUCCCACUCGAAUAUUGGAAAACUGUAUAAUAAUCAAAUGAAGGAGUUUCCAAUAAAAAGGGCUUUUAACUAGGUAAUAGAAUAUACUCUGCCUUAAUAGUUUCCAUAUAAAGAAAUGUUGGAUUUUUCAUUUUCUUUUGGCCUAUAAGCGAAAAUGUAAAGAAGUUCUUGAUUUAAAAGCAUUAUUUUUCUGAAUUAAAAACCUACUAAAAAGGUAGUGGAAGUGACAAAUAAACUUAAUAUUUGAUUAAAAACUUUAUUUUGAAUUGGUCUGCUGGUAUUUGCGGGGCCAGUGUUGCUGGUUUCUUGACUUAACCAUUCGAUGUACUUAAAACUCGUAAAUAAAUAAAUGAAGUGUAUGGAAAAUAGGGAAGUAUCUAAUUAAUGACUGAUAUUGUAAAAAAUGAAGGAGUAAGUCACUUAUUUGUAGGCCUUUAACCAAGAUUUGUUAAGGUUUUAGUAUAUGGAAGUAUGUUCUUCUCUAUCUAUGAAAAUUUUUUGCAUUUAUGUGAUUCUCACCUUCCAUUCUGA
Molecule: messenger RNA, 915 nt
Organism: Tetrahymena thermophila SB210
Lineage: Eukaryota; Ciliophora; Oligohymenophorea; Hymenostomatida; Tetrahymenidae
Product: carrier protein
Exons: 1
Biological process (GO): mitochondrial transmembrane transport
Source: RefSeq, a predicted model, not a curated record